Molecule: messenger RNA, 904 nt
Organism: Gracilinanus agilis (Agile Gracile Mouse Opossum)
Lineage: Eukaryota; Metazoa; Chordata; Mammalia; Didelphimorphia; Didelphidae
Gene: LMO1
Product: LIM domain only 1
Exons: 3
Coding region: 159-503 (114 amino acids)
Biological process (GO): positive regulation of transcription by RNA polymerase II
Cellular component (GO): nucleus
Molecular function (GO): transcription coactivator activity; DNA-binding transcription factor binding
Source: RefSeq, a predicted model, not a curated record
ACAACCGGGUAAUUAGAGCUCGCUGGCUGCCAAAGGGCUGUCCGCUGUGCUGUAGCUCAUCCCCGUUCCUGGAGCCGAGACCUCUCCUCCCUGGAGCGGAGGCUGCAGCGGCUGGAGACGCAACGCCUGCCCUCGGACACUUCUUCUUGCAGCCGGAGAUGAUGGUGUUGGACAAGGAAGACGGUGUGCCCAUGCUAUCCGUCCACCCCAAGGGGAAACAGAAAGGCUGUGCUGGCUGUAACCGGAAGAUCAAGGACCGAUAUCUCCUGAAGGCCCUGGACAAGUAUUGGCAUGAGGACUGUCUGAAGUGUGCCUGCUGCGAUUGCCGGCUGGGAGAGGUGGGCUCCACGCUCUACACCAAGGCCAACCUCAUUCUGUGCCGCCGGGACUACCUGAGAUUUUGCGUGGGAGACAAAUUUUUCCUGAAAAACAACAUGAUCUUAUGUCAGAUGGACUAUGAGGAGGGGCAGCUGAAUGGAAGUUUUGAAUCACAGGUUCAGUAGCAUCACCCCUGCCCUGGUCUGGGGGCUCUGGGGCCAGCCCUGCCAGCAGCUCACCAGCCCACUCCAGCUGCAGCAAGGGAGCCCGCCAUUGGCCUGGCUUGGCCUGCCCACGAUCUUUUUAAAAUUCUUCAUCCACAGAGGGGACCCCCCCUUCCUUGGUCCCACGCCAUCCCCGCCCGGCACCAAGCAGUUACAGGUGUAGAUGUGCGGUUGUGCCCCUGUUCCUGAGCACUGCCUCGCCUUUCCCCACCUCACCUAACUAGUCUGUGCGUGAGUCUGGGGGCCAGGCAGGGCCUGUACAGCCUGUCUUCUGUAUAUAAACUGGAACAUUUAUUUUAUGAGAAAUGUAAUGCAAUUUUAUUACUGGUGUGAAUUAAAAAAGUAUGAAUGUUUCCUGGGGA